This is a messenger RNA of Vigna radiata var. radiata (mung bean), 649 nucleotides long. RefSeq names its product dirigent protein 22-like. The coding region runs from base 35 to 601 and encodes 188 amino acids. NCBI's taxonomy places the organism in Eukaryota, Viridiplantae, Streptophyta, Magnoliopsida, Fabales, Fabaceae. The transcript has a single exon. The record is from RefSeq and is a predicted model, not a curated record.
ACAGUUUUCUUCUUCAUACAACUCUCACAAAACAAUGUCGAUUCCAUUGGUUACCACUUCUCUCCUCUUCUUCAUCUUUUUCACCUCCGUCACCACCGCCAAAACGCACAGUUUGAUGCAAAGCAUUCCUCCUUCCUCCUUAGGCUUCCACCAGCCGCAGAAGCUCAGCCACCUCCACUUCUUCUUCCACGACGAUCUCGGAAGUCGCAACCCAACCGCGGUGCGCGUCGCGGCGGCACCGACCACAAACAAGUCGUCGACAAUGUUCGGUGCGGUGGUGGUGAUGGACGACCUGCUCACAGAGCUUCCGAAUGCUGACUCCACGCUGGUCGGGAGGGCGCAAGGUAUAUACGCGUCGGCGUCGACAACUGAACUAGAGUUUCUGUUGGCCAUGAACUUGGCAUUCACGCAGGGUAAGUACAACGGGAGCAGCCUGACCGUGUUGGGGCGGAACCCGGUGAAAUCAGCCGUGAGGGAGAUGCCGGUGGUGGGCGGCAGCGGGCUGUUCCGGUUUGCCCGCGGGUAUGCGCAGGCCAAGACGCAUUCUAUGAGUACGUCGGGAGUUGUUGUGGAGUAUGACGUUUAUGUUUUACAUUACUGAAGGGUUUUGUUUUACCAAAAAAAUUUAAAAAAAAAGAUAUAUAUAAUG